AAUUUCGAGUUAAGUUGUUUCGUAACACGAGAAAUAUGUAGUUUAAAUACGGUGAAAUUUGAAUCACGCGCCUUUUGUAUUUCGAUUUGAGAACCCCGUUUUUGAAGCGUUGUUGUGAAUCCAAUAUGGCGAUAUUUGAUGUUGUACUAUUUUGAAGAAGUGCACAUGUUUUUAUACAAAUGGGAGUUAAGUAAUUUAUUGUAGAGGUGCAUUAGAAUAGCGCCAUAAUAAUUGAUUCAUUACUUGAGUACAUAGUGUUUAGAGCGCUGACUAUCAUGACAGACACGAGACGAAGAGUUAAGCUUUACGCUCUGAACGCAGACCGACAGUGGGAUGACAGAGGAACGGGACAUGUGUCGUCAUGUUACGUAGAGAGGCUGAAAGGCACCUCUCUACUGGUGCGCGCAGAGUCCGACGGGUCCCUUCUCCUAGAGAGUAAGAUUCAACCCGAUACAGCGUAUCAGAAGCAACAAGAUACCUUGAUAGUAUGGUCAGAAGGUGACAACUUUGAUUUAGCAUUAAGUUUUCAAGAAAAAGCUGGCUGCGAUGAAAUAUGGGAGAAAAUUUGUCAGGUACAAGGAAAAGAUCCAUCAGUUGAAAUAACACAAGACAUAGUUGAAGAAUCAGAAGAUGAGCGGUUUGAUGAGAUGUCAGACAGUGUGCAGCCUGUGGAACUGCCUGCAUGUGAAAUGGGCCGUCUCGAGGACAUCAGUGAACUUGUGAAUAGCUGUCUGGUAUCACCAGCUCGCAAAGACAAGCUUGCAGCUGCCCUGGAGACACAGCAUUACAUCAAGAAACUACUCAACCUGUUCCACAUGUGUGAAGACAUUGAAAAUAUUGAAGGAUUGCAUCAUCUUUACGAAAUAUUCAAAAGUAUAUUUCUUCUCAACAAAAACACACUGUUUGACACAAUGUUUGCUGAUGAUACUAUAUUUGAUGUUGUGGGUUGUCUAGAGUAUGACCCAAGUUUGCCUCAACCUAAGAAACACAGAGAGUAUUUGCGAGAGCUAGCCAAGUUCCGUGAGGCCAUUCCUAUAAAGAACAAAGAUUUGCUAGCUAAGAUACAUCAAACAUACAGAGUACAGUACAUUCAAGAUAUUGUUUUACCUACUCCUACAGUUUUUGAGGACAAUUUGCUAAGCACAUUGUCCAGUUUUAUAUUUUUCAACAAAGUAGAAAUAGUGAAACUUAUAGAGGAAGAUGAGAAAUUUUUGACAGACCUAUUUAAACUUCUUAUGGAUGAUAAGACACCAGAUCCUAAAAGACGGGACUUGGUUCUGUUUUUAAAGGAAUUUUGUAAUUUUUCACAAAACUUGCAACCUCAGGAUAAGGAUGCUUUUUAUAAAACUUUAGUGUCUCUAGGGAUCCUGCCAGCAUUAGAAAUCACUCUAAGUAUAGAUGAUCAGAAGACUAAGACUGCAUCUAUAGACAUUUUAACUUAUAUAGUCGAGUUCUCCCCUUCCGUAGUGAGGGACCAUACACUACAGCAGGCUAACAAUACUGAAGAGGAACAAAUGUUGCUAAACAUAGUGAUAGAGCAGAUGCUCCGAGACAGAGACCCGGAACUGGGUGGUGCAGUGCAGCUCAUGGGAGUCCUACGUAUACUCCUGGACCCUGAGAGCAUGCUGGCAUCAGUUAACAAGAGUGAAAAGGCAGAUUUCUUAAACUUCUUCUACAAACACAGUAUACAAACCCUAAUAGCUCCUCUAUUAGAGAACACCACAGGUGAAAAACCCCUGAAGGAGGACUAUCACACGGUGCAGCUACUGGGACUUGUACUUGAACUUCUGGCCUUCUGCGUUGAGCAUCAUACAUACCACAUAAAGACCUGCAUAUUGAAUAAGGAUCUACUUCGUCGCAUACUGGUGCUGAUGAGGUCGACACACACGUUCCUAGUGCUGGGCGCGCUCAGGUUCAUGAGAAAGAUCAUUGCACUCAAGGAUGAAUACUAUAACAGAUACAUUAUUAAGGGCAACCUCUUUGCACCAGUUAUAGAUGCUUUCCUUAGAAAUAACGGCAGAUACAAUCUACUAGACUCUGCAAUACUAGAAUUAUUUGAGUUCAUCAAGCUGGAAGAUAUCAAGUCACUAUGUUCACAUGUCGUAGAAAACUAUGGAAAGAUCUUAGAAGACGUUGAGUAUGUGCAGACAUUCAAAGCUUUAAAAACACGGUAUGACCAACACCAGGACAAGCUGAAAGAGAGGGAUCGAGGUGAGACCACAUUGAGUGGCAGCGUCGGCGUGGCCGAGGCCGUGGUACCGUCUCUCCUGCGCACGCGCUACAGGCGGGAGGCGCGGGCGCCGGACGACGAGGAGGAGAUGUGGUUCAACGACGACGACGAGCUGGACGACGAGCCGCCGCUCGAGCAGCCCGCGCAUGCGCACCCGCAUCACGCGCUCGACGCUAUCGGAAAAAUAGUUGAAAAGAAGGUUUGCUCGAAUACCGAAACAGUAAACGGGCCGAGCAGAGUCCUCCUAAGCACUACAUCGCCCAGCAAGCCAACGCACACUGACGUUCAGGUAUCCUCGCCCAGAUUACUCAAUAAGGGGCUGGUGGAUUACGACGGCGACUCAGACGAGGAGGAGGAGGGCGGCGGCGCGGGCGGCGGCGGCGACGAGCGCGACGCCAAGCGGCCGCGCCUGGCGUAGUGCCGCGGCCGCCGCCUGUUUCAAGGAAUAUAACCACUGAGCCGCCCGCCUCGCUGCGCUGUGCACGUGUCCCAGUGAAACCAUGGAACAUGUCGUAAGAUUAACUUUACUGUACGCUGUGGUAUUUAUAUCUGUCCGCGGUGGCACUCUGUCGCGACUCAGACGCGCCGUGUCUGCCUGCGACAGAGGCCUCGUGGCGGGACAAGGCGCGGGGCCGAGGCAGCGGCCUCGCCGGAGGCCGGACAUGGCGGCACCUGGACCGAUGUGUUCAGGAUGCGAUAUUGUGAUUUCUAGAUUCUAAGGUUUCACUAUCACUGCCAUCCGUAGCUCUUCCAUCUCCCUUGUGUCCCCGUACCUCGCCCUCGUCACGAUUUCCAGCAGAUUGCAUUUAAAUUCGACACAAUCGGUCGUUUAUACUUGCUCUCGUUAGUUAACCGCUAGACAGUUAAGUACCUCCAGCAGCUGGGUUAUGUCCAUUAUUUGUAAAUAUGAAGUGCUGACACUCGAGUGUUCGACGAUAGUUAGUUAGUGUAUGAAGUUCUUCAUACUUUGUAGUGUAAUAAUAUACUUCAGAUGGCAUCAGAAAGUAGAACAAAUAGGUAUUGGUUACAAGGUGUAUUUAAUGUGAACUAAUUUUAACGAUUAGGUUACUUUUGUCAAGGAUUGUAAUCACAAAAAGUACAAAGAAAAUAUGAGUGGGAAUUAAAAGUCUAAUAAUAAAUAAUAAUAGAAAAAAGUAAAACACCCUGAACGCGAUAUGAAAAUGUAAAAAUGUACGUAUUUAUAAAAAUCUUAGUUUAUGAAGGAUCACACGACCAAUCUUUUUUUAGAGACAUAAAAUCAUAAUCUGUGCUGUGGAAUUGUUAUUCAAUAGUGCGCUACCGUAUCACGACAGGUUGGCAUCCAAUAAUCUGUUGCCAGAACUUCAUCAUAUAAUGUGGUUAUCAUUGUGAAAUAGUUGUCUAACGGACAUCAGCAAACACAAGUCAGCCGACGAAAUAAGAUUCGUAGUAUCAAAUAUACGAGUUAUUUAUUCUCAUUAUUUUGCAUUCCUUCUGUUGAGCUUCGUGGAGAUUACAGUUUGUAUUUUCAAUAAUUAUUUUUUCAGUACUCAUUAUUUACACAGGCCUUGUUUUAAGCAUGUAGUAUAUUUGCGAUAGUAAUCUUAUUUGAUUUUUAUUGUAAACAAUCUCCGAAAAGCUCUGACUUUGUUGAGAGUAGAGAAUAGUUUUGUAUGACUUAUUAUUUUUGUUAUAUUUGCAUGACCCUUAAUAUGAAUGAUACUAACAUUUUAACUGUUACAAAUAAGCAAUUCCUAUUUAUAAAAAUGUUCUGUAUGCUACUACUAAGACAGGCAUUUGUGGCAUGUUGUAAGUAGUUAAAAUGUUACUAAUUUUUCAGGGUAAUAUAUUUUAUUUGAACUGAAUUCCCAAAGUGUGACUAGCAAUUUAUCGCUUAUGACGAUUAGCCAAAAUUAAAACUUAUUGUAAUGGGGUUGUGUUUAGGGACACGCUGACUGUCCUUAUUAAGGUUUAAAUUAAAAAUAACAUAAUUAUUAAAAUUAUCACUGGUUAUUCUGUUAUAUUAAAAAAAUCACAAAGUUUUGCGUAUUUACGUAGUUGCACCCAAAUUCAAUUGUUCUCAAUUUAUUAUCCCACUUAAUUAUGUAUUUUACUCUUGGAAUAAUACUAAUUGGACAGUCAGCGUGUCCAUUUGUGUUAGAUCUGGAUCCUGACUGUUACACUACCAAAAUCUUUGUUAGAAAUGCUACCAAGUAUGGUCCUAUGUAUGCAAAUGUUGAACAAAAACGUUCCUCUUUUCUACAUAAGUCCUUUUGUUUUCAUUGGCAGCUACGAUUUCCUACUAGUUGAUUUGUUAAUAAAAUAUUGUACAAUGAUUUUUACGCUGUCUAAUUUUGUUUGCUUAUAAUCUGUUGUAAAAUAAAAUUUUGUAAAACUCUGAUUGGCUUGUUUAGAAUGUUUUUGGGAUCCAGAUUUACCAUGUUGUUUUGAUUUAGAAGGCAACGAUACAAUAUUAAUACGUUGGCUGCCGGAUUAUUGUUGUGUAAUGUAGUGACGCCGUGUCACUGCGCAAGGUACCGGUGACGUCAUCACGUGUCGUAACACCCGCCGCCAAUGUGUUAACUUGUGAUUAAGAACAUCAGUGAUUUAUAUGAAUUCCUUAUAAUAUAGAUUAAAUGUAGGUAUAUUUUCCUAUAAAUCCCUGACUGUUGGGAAUGCCAGUGACGGAUCCAUUUCAUCACCACGGAUGCAGGCACGGAAAAGACAAAUGUUCUUUUUGUUUUAUUUAUUGAUAUAAUUGUAUGUUCGACAAGAAUGAUUUUGUUUUAUCUGAUAAAUUCUGCUCUUGAGAAGAUUGUGUAAUGUCAUGAAAUGGAUCCCACUAGCGCCAUCUUCAUAUUGCCUACAUUAAAAAUGAAUUAUAAAAUCAGUAUUAAAUUUUUCUUUACUUUCAACAAACUGUUUCCUAUCUUUGCUUAUAUGAUUGUUUGUAGCUUUUUUACACUGCGGAAGUAAUGUGUAUGUGAUAAAAUUAUCUGAUUAAGA
Helicoverpa armigera (cotton bollworm) is the source of this 5215-nucleotide messenger RNA. It is a transcript of the gene flfl, whose product is annotated as serine/threonine-protein phosphatase 4 regulatory subunit 3. The transcript is spliced from 10 exons. Gene Ontology annotation, cellular component: nucleoplasm; protein phosphatase 4 complex. The record is from RefSeq and is a predicted model, not a curated record. The coding region runs from base 276 to 2648 and encodes 790 amino acids. Gene Ontology annotation, biological process: DNA damage response; protein dephosphorylation. Lineage: Eukaryota; Metazoa; Arthropoda; Insecta; Lepidoptera; Noctuidae. Gene Ontology annotation, molecular function: protein phosphatase activator activity.